Messenger RNA from Rhodofomes roseus, 2394 nucleotides. RefSeq lists its product as uncharacterized. The transcript has 3 exons. NCBI's taxonomy places the organism in Eukaryota, Fungi, Basidiomycota, Agaricomycetes, Polyporales, Fomitopsidaceae. The record is from RefSeq and is a predicted model, not a curated record. Bases 1 to 2394 code for a protein of 797 amino acids.
AUGUCGGACAAAGCCGCGGGGAAGCAAAAGGCAAGGCGACUCUCAGAGGACGAGGCCGCCGGCCCACCGGCAUCCGAAGGCAUCCACGGUCUGAGUAUGGAGUUCCGUUCUACUGUGCCUACUACCGAUUUCCGGUCUGGUGGACGGACUCGGAUGACAGAGGACUCUCCUGAUACCCACGGUGCAGCCACCACAUUCCAUGACGAUCGCACUCCUGUGCCAGCAGCCACUCAAGCUGGCACGCCUCGUCCAUUCCACACGCAUGUACCAUAUAAUACACCUUCCUAUUUUCCUCAAGGGCCGUCCCCGCCGUACAGCCUGUCCCCUCCUUUCGACAUCUCAUCUCACUCCACCUCCAUACACCACCGCACCAACCAAGCCUCAGUGGCGCAUCCAUAUCCGUACUCCCUCCCGCCUCCUACCGAGCAUGAACCGUCUACCUACGGUGACCCGUACGGUUGGAGCUUCUCACCGCGAGAUCGUAGCCCACUGGACCCUGGGUUCGAUGGCGAGGACCUACCGCCACCGCCACCUGUGCAGGCCGGGACUGACUCCCGCCGGGCAUGGCAGCCCCAGCCGCCCAGCCUUCGGCCGGCUCCGAGUCCAAGCCAACCGCUCCGCACUCACUGGCCGCAGACUGGGAGUUCUCCCGCCGUGAAGGUGAAGGAGGAGCCACGCAGUGACGAUGAGCUGCCGGAAGUCUCGGAGAUCCUCCGUACUCACGCGCAUGCUCCUGGGUCAGGCGCAGGCCGUGCAGUGAAGCCUCCCCCGAGCCGAUCACAGAAAGUCCCAGCACGGGCCGCUCCUGUCCGAAACCCUACCGCAACAUCGAAGACAGCCGCGUCCAAGCCAGCUUCGAAGGGUGGCAGCUCAGCCGUACCGACCGCACGCAAACGUGGACGCUCUCCUCAUGGUGGCGGGGCACCAGCGGUGCCGGCAGCUCCAAGGCGUGGUGGUCGCCAGCCCGGUGCAGCAACCUAUACUGAAGCAGACUUGGGCACGCUGAUGGACGUUGUCCGCAAGCUCUUGCCACUCGGGCCAGACGAGUGGUCGAACGCCAAGUCGAUCUACAACAAGUGGGCGCUGACGGAGGGUCGGCCUGAACGUCAAGUCAAGCCCUUGAGGUCGAAGUUUGAGGCGCUUGCUCGCACACCGAAGCCGACCGGUAAAGCGGAGGUGCCAUGGUGGGUUGAAGAAGCAUGGACCAUCGAGGAGCUCAUCAAUGAACGCGCACACCUUCGUACACUUGACGACGACGCUGGGAUUGACGGCGUUGAGCAGCCUGAGCGGCAGCAAGGCGAUGUCGAACCCGAUGUCAUCGAGAUCUUCGACUCAGACGAAGAGGUGCCUCCGAAGGUCAAGCCUGAUCCAGACGCCGUGCAGUCAGCUCCCGCGCGUAAGAAGGCCAAGACGACGCUUGCCUCGAGUAGUACGCACCGUGACAACACACCUUCCAUCCCACUGCGACGAUCUAGCACAGCAUCUACCACCGUCCAUACCAGCGCAGGCUCUGGCGCACUGGCGAGCCGCCAGACACGCUCAGGAAUCUCCAACAAUCUGCUCAGCAACAUCGCGACUGCAUUCGACCCAGCUACUCAAGCUGCCCGGGAUGACGUUCGGGCUACUCGACAAGCCGAUGGCAUGGUUCUGCAGCUCUUCUUUGAUGAGAUGCGUGACACGCGCAGUCAGCUUGCAGAAGAGAGGCGGCGGGCAGAACGACUUGAAGAAGAGCUCCGUCGUCGCGACCGGUGGGAACAGGCGGCGCAGGGCGCGCAGUCAGCAAAUUUUCACCCCUCAGGCUUCGGCGUUCUGGGAGCGCCACGCGGGUUACCAGCAUCUCCCGCGCCCUCUUCUGUGACUGCUGUUCCGCGUCCGUUUACCUACGAGUCAAGCCCAGCGCGCUAUCUCCACGAGUCACCAAGCAUCCUUGCCUCGGAACCGCCACCUCCAUCGCCAGGUCCGUCAAACUGGGCUACCCACCGGCAUUACUCGCCACCGCCUGACCUUGCGCAGAUGGCCGCUCAGGCUGCGUUUGCCCGCGAAGAGGUGGGCGAUGCGUACAUCCCCCUGCAUUCACGGAGCGCUGCGACGACGAGCUCUGCGCCGCCGUCUGCCAUUGGUGAUGGUCGCAGACCGUUGCCGGUGCCUCAAGCGCCAGCGGCCGGUCCCGACAAUGCUGGAACACCAUCACUUGGUGUGUUCUCGCACGCAUCGGCGGUGUCGCUCUCUGAGCGGACUAACACGGUCGGAGAGCCAGGUCUUCAUGUACUCGCUGCGGCUGCGGCUGCAAGCGUGGAGGACUCACAGCCAGCGGGAGAGCUCGCAUAUGAGGUAACCGUCACACCCCGUCGACGCCGCAUCGCACGCAACACACCCCAGGGCCCAGAGAAGUGA